Molecule: messenger RNA, 609 nt
Organism: Penicillium nucicola
Lineage: Eukaryota; Fungi; Ascomycota; Eurotiomycetes; Eurotiales; Aspergillaceae
Product: GNAT family N-acetyltransferase
Exons: 2
Coding region: 1-609 (202 amino acids)
Molecular function (GO): acyltransferase activity, transferring groups other than amino-acyl groups
Source: RefSeq, a predicted model, not a curated record
AUGAGUCUCUAUCCAGAUCAAGUCACUACAGUGAUUGUCCCCGACCAUGCAGAGCCCAUCCACACUCAGAGAUUACAUCUACGGCCGAUAACUAUGACAGACGCUGCGGCGAUCUUCGAAUUCAGACGUCGACAAGAGGUGGCAGACUGGCUUCGACAGAAAACUCCUCAUCAGCACAUAUCAGAGUCUGAGGCUCUAAUCACCAAAAAGAUCUUCACAACACCAGACGCAUCAGGCACGGUUGGACGACAGUUUUUCUUUGCCAUUAUCUGCUUGAAUGAUCCACUGAAAAGAGUCAUUGGUGCUGCGGGUGUCAAUUCGCUUGUGCCGGCUCCGUCUAUUGGAUAUACCCUCCAUCCUGACUUUUGGGGGAAGGGGUAUGCCACAGAGGCUGUCAUUGCUAUUGUUAAUCGGUGGUGUAAGCUUCCAAGGAGCAACCCAGAGGGAUUAGAAUUGGAGAAGACGGAAGAGAGGCUGUUUGCGGCCUGCAAUAAGAACAACGUUGGCAGUGUUAAAGUGUUACAAAGAUCUGGGUUUGUUAUGUAUGAUGAACUGGUUCUUGAGGAGGAAGUGGCGGCUCUUUUUGAGUUAAAUAUCACCCCUAGCUAG